Molecule: messenger RNA, 1080 nt
Organism: Episyrphus balteatus (marmalade hoverfly)
Lineage: Eukaryota; Metazoa; Arthropoda; Insecta; Diptera; Syrphidae
Gene: mRpL10
Product: 39S ribosomal protein L10, mitochondrial
Exons: 2
Coding region: 159-1046 (295 amino acids)
Biological process (GO): translation
Cellular component (GO): mitochondrial large ribosomal subunit
Molecular function (GO): structural constituent of ribosome
Source: RefSeq, a predicted model, not a curated record
GGCAACAAAACAACAACAAAAAUCAACCACGAGUGUAAGCUGAGGAAUAGUUUAUUUAUUUUUCUGUAUUUUUUAAUUAAAAAUAAUAAAUAUUUUAAUUAGACUUUGAUUAAUAGAAAAAACAAUUUCUCAAAGCGCACUUACUGAUAGUUAAAAACAUGUCGUACCUAGUCAAACAAGUUCUUCUACAAUCUCGAACUCCUCUUGUCCAAUUUCAACGAUUCCGAGGCAAAAUCAACAUCCAACGACCACAAAAGCCACAUUAUGAACGAGCAAGAGUGACUGCCGUCACCCAACCCAUCUACGACAAACCUCCGCCAGAGAAAAAUUGCUUCAAGAAAGCCCUAAAAACCGAUACUAUAAAUCCCUAUGACAAAAUCAUUGCCAAAGAAGUUUUUAAUUGGCUCGAACACUCAAAAAUGGUUGGUAUAUUCCAUUUGAAUCCAAUUAGCGAAGAUGAAUUAUUUAAGAUUCGCGUUGCUCUGCAUCGACAAAAUAUCACCUUCAAACGUUAUGGCAAGAAAAUUAUAAAAAUGGCAGUAGACAAUACAAAGUACGAAGCUAUCGUUCCAUUAUUCGAUUCAAAUCAUUGUAUUGUUUUUUCGCCCGAACAAAAUGUAGCCACUUUGAUAAAGAUUACACGAAAAGUUCCACAAAUGUUGCUUUUAGGUGGGAUUUUGGAGAACAGAUUGUUAAGUCGAAAUGAAUUUAUGAAUUUUGCAAAUCUUCCAAAUCUUCAAGUUGCCCAAGCACAAUUUGUUUCUGUAUUAAAUAUGGCUGCAGGGCAGUUAGUUCAAAAUUUGGAAGCCCAUCAAAAUUCGUUUGUAAAUAUUUUGGAUGUUUAUGCUAAGCAGGGUGUAUCUGAAAGUGGAGAUGCUACACCAGAAGUUUCAGUGGAGGCAGCUUCAAUGGAGGCUGAAAUUUCUGCAAAAGAAUCUAAAAUUACAGAAGUAAAAGAUUCAACUUCAGCAGAUGAGGAAUCUGCAAAAUUAAAAGAUGAUAAACCUUCUUCAAAGAAAUCAGACAGUGAAGAACCAAAAGAGUAAAAUGUUUAAAUUUUAUUAAAUAAAUAAUGUUAAA